Messenger RNA from Lycium barbarum (goji berry), 4009 nucleotides. RefSeq names its product putative late blight resistance protein homolog R1A-10. The record is from RefSeq and is a predicted model, not a curated record. Gene Ontology annotation, biological process: defense response to other organism. The coding region runs from base 267 to 2906 and encodes 879 amino acids. The transcript has 3 exons. NCBI's taxonomy places the organism in Eukaryota, Viridiplantae, Streptophyta, Magnoliopsida, Solanales, Solanaceae. Gene Ontology annotation, molecular function: ADP binding.
CCCUUUUUGCAAAGAUAAAGGACCACUUAUGUUCAGCCUUAUAUAAUAGGGACUUAAAUGAACCUGCUAUUUAAAGUUAAAGGACUAUUUAAACUGUUUUCUCAAGCUGUUUACCAUCUUAUAUGCUUUAUCCAUUUUGUUUGCUGAUACUCAUAUUUGUGUUCUUCUCUUAGUAUUCUUUUGCAGUGCUUUUGCAGCUUGUUGCCCAUCUGCUAUUGAAAGCUUUCAGAUCAUAUUUGCAAAGUACAAACGAGAAUACAGUAGAUAUGGCUUAUGCAAGUGUGGCUUCUCUUAUGAGAACCAUUGAACUUCUCUUGACAUCCCAUUGGUCAACGCAAUCUCUAAUCUGUGAUCAUAGAGAAGAAUUUCUCGGUCUUCAUGAAAAAGCUAGUUCCCUGGAAGUAUUUCUCAAGAACUUUGAGAAAAGCAAUGUUUCUGGGGAAAUGACAGAUUUGGAAGUAAAGGUAAAAGAAGUUGCAAAUGAUGUUGAAUACACAAUUCAACUGAGACUAACAGAAACUGUAAAGGGAACAAAUAAAAGCCAGAAAAGAAAGGCACGUCGAAGGUUCUGUCAAAGCCUGCAACGGAUAGCAGGGGACAUUGACCGUGUCUUGAAAGAGUCAACAAAGAUUCAAGAUAAAGGCAAACACGCAUCAAAGAAAUCAUUGGUUCAAGAUUUUUCAAGUUCAGCAAAAAAUAUUCUAAAUGUUAAGAACAAUAUGGUUGGACGUGAUGAUCAAAGGGAAAGGUUGCUGGCAGAACUGACUCAAUACAGUGGCUUGUCUCGUCAACUCAAAGUCAUCCCGAUCAUCGGGAUGGGAGGCAUUGGUAAAACAACUUUAGCAAAAGAAGUUUACAAUGAUGCGUACCUUUGUUCUCAUUUUGAUGUUCGUGGUUGGGCUACUGUAUCUAGCCAACACAAUGUAAAGGAAAUCUUGCUAAGCCUUCUGCGUUCUACAAAAGAAUUGGAUGGCAAAUUUCACAAGAAAGAUGAAGGAGAGCUAGCUGACAUGCUACGAAAGAGUUUGAUGGGCAAGAGAUAUUUAAUUGUCAUGGAUGACAUGUGGAGCAGUAAAGCAUGGGAUGACGUGAGGCUAUGCUUUCCUAGUGAAAACAAAGGGAGUCGAAUACUGUUGACUACCCGUAACAGUGAAGUAGCUUGUUCUGCUGGUACGGAGAAUCGUUCUUUGAAGAUGGGUUUCAUGGAUACGGAUGAGAGUUGGAACCUUUUCCAAAGUAUUGUGUUCUCAAAUGAAGAAUUACCAUCUGAUGAAUUUGAGACUAUUGGGAAGCAAAUUGUAGACAAAUGUGAAGGCUUACCUCUAACUGUUGUCGUGGUAGCUGGGUUUCUGUCCAAAUCAGAAAGGACAAUAGAAGAUUGGGAAAGUGUUGCCAAAGAUGUCAAGUCAUUUGUAACAAAUGAUCCUGGUAAACAAUGUUUACAUGUGCUUGGGUUGAGUUAUAAUCACUUGACCAGCAAUCUAAAAGCAUGCCUUCUAUAUUUUGGAUUUUUUCCAGAAGACUAUAAGAUUUCAGCGAAGACAUUGGUGAGAUUAUGGAUCGCCGAAGGUUUUCUGAAGUUGGAAAAAGACUUGGAAGGGGAGGCUGAGAAGUGUUUACAAGAUCUUGUUGACAGAUGUCUUGUUCUCGUUAGCGAGAAAAGUAUGGAUGAAUCAAAAAUUAAAUCAUGUAAGGUUCAUGAUCUAAUACAUGAGUUGUGCUUGAGAGAAGCUAAAAGACAAAAUAUUUUUGUCAUGAAAGACAUUGCAUGUAAUGACUAUGAUUCUUAUAGGGCCCUUCUUACCCCUGGACAUCAUCAUUGGAUAAGGAGGCAGACAUAUGAUGAAGACAACAAUCUCUUGAAUCUAACUCGUUCACUUUAUCGAACUCGUUCACUUUUCUUUCUUCCUGAAUCUUACCCUUAUAGAUUUACUCUCAAAGCAGGGCUUAAUCAUUUCAAUUUACUCAGAAUCUUGGACUUGAGCCCCAUAAAUUGCAAAAUAUUCCCUCCUGAGAUACUGUGCCUCAUUUGGUUGAGGUACCUUGCAAUGUACGGGGAUUUUCACAUACCUUCAGAAAUUUGCAGGUUAUGGAAUCUACAAACAUUCAUUGUUGGAAGUGAUGAUUGGGCAUCUAGAAAUGUUUCAGAGACAAUUUGGGAACUGAAGCAAUUAAGGCAUCUGGUACUCGCAAGAUAUUAUUUGCCAAAUCGAUUUUAUUUGCCAAAUCCCCCAAAUGUAUCUGUUGGUGAAGAGAGACACUUAUAUUUUCCAAACAUACAAACUAUUUCUGGUUUGUCUCCAAGUAGUUGCACAAAGGAGGUUAUUUCAGGGAUUUGGAAUGCUAAAAAGUUAAGAAUCUAUGGAGAGGAAGAUGACUAUGAAAGUUGUGAAGAAUCUAGACUUCUCGAAAAUCUUGUCCAUCUACAUCAACUUGAAAAAUUGAGUUUUUAUGGACCAUUACAGACCAUUCCAAGUGUGAAAGCUUUUCCAGCAAUGCUCAAGAAGUUACAGUUCGAAGAAACUAAACUAAGGUGGGAGGAGUUGGACAUCAUAGGUGAGAUACCUAACCUUGAGGUGCUGAAGCUAAGAUGGUAUGCUUGUCAGGGUGAAGAAUGGCAUCCAAUUGCAGGCGGAUUUACUCGAUUGAAGCUUUUGCUAAUUGAAAAUUGUGAUCUCGAGUACUGGAAAGCCACGAAUGACAAUUUUCCUGUCCUUGAGCGCCUUGUGAUUAAAGAAUGCUGGUAUUUGGAAGAGAUACCCAUUGAGUUUGCAGAAAUUGACCCACUGCAACUAAUUGAGUUAGUUGGUUGUAAACCCGAACUCGAGGCUUCUGCUCAACGAAUUCAACAAGAACAAGAAGAACUCGGAAACAAACCCGUGGAUGUUCGCAUCUCCAGUAAAUAGUGUUGCAGAGAGGAGGUGUUUUCAAGGGUUUGGGACAUUAGAGAGUUAUGACUUUUUUGGCUAUAGAGAUGACUAUGAAAGUUGUAAGGAAUCCAAAUACUUCAAUAAUCUUGUCCAUCUUCGUCAACUGGAAUCAUUGAGGUAUCACUAGUGCAUAUUCAAUUAAAAUGCAAAAGUUUUUGCAGAAACACUCAAGAAGUUGAAGUUGGUCAUAUAGAGGUAUGCUCUUUAUGGUCAUAUAGAGAGGUAUGCUCCAUAUGGUCAUCUCUUAGUAAAUUUUGUGAACACUUCAGAAAACGAAAAUGCACUAAACUAGUAAAGAAAUGAAAUGGACCUUUUGUGGAGGCAAAUUUUGAGAAUAAUAGCCUGUUUGACCAAGCUUUCAAAAUUUGCUUAUUUUUAACCGGUACUUUUCUAUCAUAGGAGCUUUUUGAAAAAAUACUUUUUGGAGAGAGCAAUUUGUGUUCGGCUAAUUAAGUUGUAAAAAUUACUUUUUCCAAUAUUAGCGCCACAAUUUGUGCUUGGCCAAAGUUUUAAAAGUGCUUUUAGGGAAAAACUACUUCUUUUAGCUUCUAUUACUAUUCAAAAAAAAAAAUUCUCGAAGCUUGGCCAAACACUUGAACUCUCUAAAACAAGCAUUUUUUUGUUGUUGAAAGAAUAAGCACUUUUGGCUUCAUAGAAGCUUGACCACAUAGGCUAUAAAUCGAUGCCCGCCGAUCGGCUUCGAACAUGUCAACUCUUUUCCAAACAAUUUUCACUUCCAACUAACUACUACUAUUUCCGGAUCUAAAAAAGAGUUCACUUAGUCAUUUGUACAUCUCUUGAGAAAUUACUCACUCCAAGAAAAAAAAUAUGUGAAUUGACUAAACUACUCCUAAUUAAAUAGACAUUGGGAUUUGACCACAUAAGAGGCAAAUCUAUGAUUUCUGAAACAUGGGUUCACCACUAAAAAAAAUAAGGAAAAAAUGUAUUAAGUGGGACUUGAUAUCUCUAGACAUCUAUGUAAUUAACUCAGCCUCCAACCAAGUGCACCAUUUAGCUUUCUUGUAGCAUGUGUUACACCAGAUAGUAUUAUACUACUUUUAAAAAAUAUACAUAAAAUA